AUGCUAUCGCAACACCCCUCAACCUCAAGCUCAGAUGCAGAUCCGCCUUGCAAGUACACCGCUGUUGACAGACACGAGAAUGAUCAGUCUUUGCUAUGGACACCCUUUUUCCUACGCCGUUCCACCAUUCUAAUAUUCUUGUGCUGUUUUAUAUCCGUCUUAGUCGCUCUGGUUGCACUUUAUGUGUACACUGAGCGCGAGGGCCACAGUCUCGGAAUCACAACAGAGGAGAGAUAUUCUUAUCUCUGGACCUAUGGACCGACAGCAGUAUUCAUGAUCCUCGCUGCCGGCUGGACCCAGGUUGAAUACCGCGCCGCACAACUAAUGCCUUGGAUUCUGAUGCGUCGUGGCCCAACACCAUCUUCAGAAAGCAUCUUCCUUGACUACAUAUCCCAGUGGAACAUUAUUUCUCUCUACCAGUCGCUCAAGAAGAGACAUUUCCUUGUAUCUCUCUGUGUAGCUGGGUCGCUGCUUCUCAAUGGUGUCACGGUCUUCUCAACCGGUCUAUUCGAGCUACAAUCGGUUCCAAUCAGCCAUCCAGAGAGCCUAGCAGUACCUAAGAAGUUCAACGACUCUGCCUUUGACCCGACAAUUGGACACGAUACUACAUAUGCUGUAUGCUCAGCGUUUGCGGAUUACAACAUGACACGCCCAUAUGGUCUGGAGAAGACAUUCGUUUAUACACCAUUUUAUCCAGCAUACUCGUUCUCCACGGGAAAUUUGACUAUUCCAGACAAACAUCAGUAUGAAGCGGAAAUAGACCUGAUUGAGCCCUUCUUGGAAUGUUAUGAAACGACCGCUAGUUGGGACACGGGCGUCGUGAUCACAUCAUACAACGGCUACAAGGUGUGGAUUGGCGAAGAACAACAUGUCCCCGCCAACGUCAGCUUGAAGUACGAGGCGAUAAAUACCACAGUAUUGUCAUCUAAUGGAUGUCGUUAUAAAAUGGAUGCCGGACCCGUCAACACUAUCCUGCUCGCCUCUCACGAACCCGUGCCUAUUGAGAUCAAAGUUCGAGGCUGCAGAGGGGAGAACCCCUCCAAGUUGGAUUCAGCAAAACCUACUGAUUGGCGACUUUGGGUCUCUGUCAUUGAUACAACGGAUGCCAAGCUCUCUGGAGACCGCGUACUCAGGUCGGUGUGGCCCACACCUCCUUUUCGUGGUUUCAUGUGCAAACCUCGAUUCAACGCGUAUCGAGGACCAGUCAAGAUUUCGCGACAGCCUGGAAUCGGGUCUAUAUCGACUCAGAUUCGACGACAGAGCCUCAAAGCGUCAGAUUUGUUCGCUCAUCGGCCAGCCGGAGAGAUUCUGCUUAGCGCAUAUAACUCGAUGCCACCUGUUUUCCAAGCUCCCUUGGUCGAUCUACCUCCUUUCAAGUUUAUAAAGCACCAAUACACACCUGGAAGGGUGUUUUGGAACGACAUGUCUUUGUUGAAGGGUGCUAUCCAGGAUGACUUGUCGUGUUUGAUGCGGCAAACUAUCAUGGAUAAGCUGCUCGAGCCUCAGCUACAAACCAUCGAGGGGGUAUUCCAGACCGACGAGAAGCGCUUGUUCGUGCGUGUUCUAUCAUUUGGAUUGAUGACAGGUCUCUUGGCCUGUCUGAUUGCUAUCUCUAUCAUCCUUCUGAGAUUUUUUGUCCCGGUGGCUGUAUGCCUAAGUGACACAAGCUCAAUUGGAGGAAUGACCACUGUGUUCGCCCACAGUCCCGAAUUCAUGACUAUGUUUGGUGGAACAGAUCUGAAAUCCGAGUCAGAAAUGGCCGAGACUGCCCUAGGCCAAGCGCGGUAUCUUACGCUUGAAACAGAGGGGAGUUUCAAGAUCAUCUCUCAAGAUGACCCCAAAUCUGACAAAAAUAUUAAGGAAAGUACAGGCAAGCCACCAGACUGGUGGUAUCCACUAGCAUCUACAUGGGGCAUCCGUAUUUCCGUGGUCAUUGUCCUCAUGCUUGUGAUUAUAGCGCUGGAGGUUGUGCAGCACAUCUCUACUAGCUCGCGUGGGAUCGCCUUCAUCGGUGAUAAGUCGUCAUUUAUCCACUACGUCUGGAUUUAUAUCCCCGCGUUGAUCAUGUUUAUCAUCCGCUGCCUGUUCACCUGUGUCGAAUCUGGGGUACGUAUCAUUCAGCCCUACUCGGCUCUCCGUGGGAAAUCUGCACCACCAGGAACGACUAUAUUCGAGAACCAAAUUCGCAAAAUUGCCAUUUACGGGCUCAUUGAGACAAUACGGAAAAAGCAAUGGGCUCUGGCAGCAGCAACAGCCUCUCUCUUCCUCGCGGCCAUGACCCCUGUGGUUGUGUCGGGUCUUUAUACUGUUGACGCGCCCUGGCCGACAUCUGCUAUCAAGAUACUCCAGACUAGUCGAUGGAAUCUCGGGGACCCCGAUUUGGCUCAACAUGGAACCCACUUGAAAUGGUGGAACUACAAGAACGAAGACUUCAAUGAUCAAAAGCUAGCUGGAUUGAUCAUUCAGCUCAAUCUUUCCUACCCACAAUGGACACAUAACGACCUUGCCUUUCCGGGCUUCACUAUCGCCGAUACUGUUAAGACUCCAGAGAUGGGAUAUAUUGACAUCCAAAUCCCGGCGCUUCGAAGCCCGCUAGUUUGUGAAGAAGCCCUGGUUCACUGUGAAUUUAGUGCAACUUAUAGAGAGAGCGUUACUACUCUGUUGCUCACUUGUGGGGCUGAUGAUCCCUGCUACCAUUAUAAGGGGCUAGCUGCCCUACACUUCGUGAACAGCACCGAUGAAUAUUUUCAGUCGGGUGAAUCAUUAUAUUAUGGGCGCGAUGGCUAUGCAAAGACACCCUCCAAUUGUUCCACCCACGCCAUUUUAUAUGGAAAAUGGGGCAAAGACUUCGAGUCAACGGAAUACCAUUGGUACAAUUGCAAUGCGACAAUCGAAGAAGUUCAUGCUGAAACCAGAUUGCAAAUACCAUCCUUCUCCAUUGAUUCUGAUGUACAACCUCAGAUCGUCCCUAAUUCUGGCAAAGCAUUGUUUGCAACGAAGUCAUGGCCGUUUCCUGGUUUUGAUACCAUUGGGGAAUUUCUAUACAGCCACCUCUCCUUACAAAGCGUUGUCAGCCCUCUACAUGAAGCUAUGACCAGAGGCGUUGAUGGUGUCUCUGCUGAGGAGCUUCUGAGACCAGCUGUCUUUAUCAAACGCCUCGAAACCAUCUGGGGCAUCGUUACAGCGCAAUUGCUUGAAUCCAACGCCCGGGAAAACUUUCAAGAUCCGCUAAAUAACAGCUGGCUCGUUCAUCCUGCUAGAAAUGAUGCGCCCAUGUAUGAAGGCACCUUUCAUGAUGGCCGGAGUUAUCUCGUGCAGAAUGAGAUAUCCACACGCAUUCUAGAUGGCUUACUAGUUGGGAUGAUCAUCUGUGCACUGAUAGCCUGCUUUUCUAUGCGCACAAAGGAUGUCCUGCCAAAAAGCCCGUGCAGCCUGGCUUCAGUUGCAAGUUUUGUUGCUGGAUCAAAGCUACUCGGAAUUAUGAGAGAUGCAGAGCAAGGGGGAAAGGACUUGUCCCGGGAACGCUUCUCUAUGGGAUGGUGGGGAUGGUGGGAAGUUGAGCCGGAGACAGUCGGUACAUCCAUCCCUGCAUCCCCCAGGCCUCCUAGUUCAACAGGAGAUAGAGAGAUUCCAGAACAGCAGGGAACGGAAUCUAUCGGAGAGAGCAAUGAGAUGGAUAGCCAUUCUAUACACACAGGCUCAGAUUCUGAGAGCCUGAUAGGCCACCAGGACGAAGAGUCUGAGGAAGGAAGACGAACCUCUCUCACGGGGAUUUUGGAGGAAACGACUCAUAGCAAUCAGUCAACCCAGUUGCUAUCGAGAGCUUCAAGCUUCUCUAGUAACGGAGAUACAGUGGUCAAAGUGGAGAGCCCGGAGGCGCUGACGAGAUUUGGCAUCGAUAUCGAUGGUUAUAGACCCUUGCUUAGUGAUGUACGAUGA
This is a messenger RNA of Penicillium olsonii, 3939 nucleotides long. Lineage: Eukaryota; Fungi; Ascomycota; Eurotiomycetes; Eurotiales; Aspergillaceae. The record is from the annotation of a GenBank genome assembly.